Messenger RNA from Triticum turgidum subsp. durum (durum wheat), 1935 nucleotides. NCBI's taxonomy places the organism in Eukaryota, Viridiplantae, Streptophyta, Magnoliopsida, Poales, Poaceae. The record is from the annotation of a GenBank genome assembly.
AUGGAAGCCGCGUCCUUGCCGCUCGCCACCUCCCGCUUCCUCUCCCCGCCAGCGGCUGCGGCGUCCUGCUCCCGCACGAGGAGCCUCCCUUUCGUCCGCGCCGCCAAUCAGGCACUGGAAGCACGUAAAGUCCCCAAAGCCCAGCGGCCGUCACCCCGGCGCAACGCCGUCGCUGAGGUCAAGGCCGCCCCCGACCCCGUCGCUGCCCUAACCAGGCUCGAAGAUGUGUUGCAGACACAGGACUGCAACAUAAUCUUGCGCCACUAUGGAGAAAUCAGGCGAUGGGAUGUGCUUUCUAAGGUCUUCGGGUGGAUGCAGGAGCAUGACAUGCUCAACAUUGCGUCUUACAGCAGCUAUUUCAAGUACCUGGGGUUGAGCCGUAAUGCUGCGAAAGCUCUGCAAGUGUACGGUUCCAUUCAGGACCAGUCGACCAGAGUCAAUGUUUCUGUUUGUAAUUCUCUUCUCGGGUGCUUGGUGAAGAACGGGAGAUCCGACAGCACCUUCAAGCUUUAUGAUGAGAUGAUACGAGGAGGUCUAUCACCUGAUCUCUUCACCUACAGUACUCUGCUGUCAGGGUGCAUGAAGUUGAAGCACGGGUACGCUAAGGCAAUGGAGUUGAUCAAUGAGCUCAACUCACGCGGUCUUCAGAUGGAUAGUGUAAUAUAUGGUACCCUCUUGGCAAUAUGUGCAUCUCAUAACUACUGUGAGGAAGCUGAGGCAUACUUCAAGAAAUUGAAGGAUAAAGGCCAUAAUCCUAAUCUGUUUCACUACAGUUCCCUGUUGAACGCGUAUUCAGUAAAUUCUUAUUAUGAAAAAGCUGAGCUGUUGAUGAAAGAUUUGAGGUCUUCUGGUUUAACACCAAAUAAGGUUAUACUGACCACUUUGUUGAAGGUAUAUUCUAAAGGUGGUCUGUUUGAGAAGGCUAAGGAGUUGCUAACUGAAUUGGAAGCCUCAGGCUUUGCACAGGAUGAGGUAAAACAUGUGAUGGCAUAUUGCAUAUUGAUUGAUGCACUUGCCAAAGGAGGAAAGAUAUGGGAAGCAACAAUGGUGUUCAAUGAAAUGAAAGAAAAAGGUGUCAAGUCUGAUGGCUAUGCAUUUAGUAUCAUGAUUUCAGCAUUACAUCGAAGUGGUUAUCGUGAAGAAGCAAAAAAUCUUGCAAAAGAAUUUGAGGAUCAGAAUGCCACAUAUGAUCUUGUUAUGCUUAACACAUCACUUCGUGCUUACUGCAAUACAUAUGAUACGGAAAGUGUAAUGAGAAUGCUGAAGAAAAUGGAUGAGUUGAAUAUAUCACCUGAUGAUAUCACGUUUAAUACCUUAAUAAGGUACUUCUGCAAGGCAAAGGUCUAUCACCUAGCAUACAAGACGAUUGUAGAUAUGCAUACGAAAGGCCAUCAACUGAAUGAGGAGCUUUGUUCUGAGGUAAUGGUGCAGCUAGGAGAAGCAGGUUUUCCUUCUGAAGCGUUUUCUGUGUAUAAUAUGAUGAGAUAUAGUAAGAGAACAGUUUGUAAAUCUCUUCACGAGAAGGUUUUAGGCAUCUUAGUUCCAGCAGGACUUCUGAAGGAUGCCUAUAUAGUUAUUAAGGACAAUGGAGAGUCGAUAUCUCCACGCUCUUUGGAGAAAUUUGCUACACAAUUCAUGAUCUCUGGCAACAUAAAUUUGAUUAACGAUGUUAUGAAAGCCCUAAACCAUUCAGGAUGGCGUAUAAGCCAGGAAACCUUUGGUAGAGCAAUUCAGCGAUACAUCCAGAAGCCCGAUAAGAAGCAACUAUUGUUAUGCCUCUUGGACUGGAUGACUGGUCAAGGCUAUUCCGUGGACUCAUCAUCAAGGAACUUGGUUUUGAAAAAUGCACAACUCUUUGGCCAAAAACAACUGAUAGCAGAAAUCCUUUCAAAGCAGCAAGCAGCUUCAAGGAUAACAAAUAAGCUCAUUGAUUAA